AUUGACUGUCAUAUGGCCUCGCGAUAACCGCCUUUGUGGUCAUUAUCUACCCUUUCAUCAGUGAAAGCUGACUUUACUUAUGUGAAGCUCACUGUCGCGCUGCUCGUGUUAAGUAGCUGAGAUUAAACAUGGCUGUUAAUUGGGUUUUUCCGCUGUGAAUAACCGCAGGCUGGGGAGACGAGCAGCCCCGCGGGCCGGUGCUCUCUCUCCUCGGUUAGUAUCCACUCUCUGGUGGUAGUGGGAGGCAGUAACAGACUUGAUUAUUUUCGUCUGUCUGAGCCUCCUCCGCCACCACGAGAGCCCGUUUCUUUUGUGCUCCUUCAUAGCGCCUCGCGGGGCUGCCGCUCGGCCGCGCGCACGCACGCGGAUCUGCAGAAUCCAUGCAGCUCCUCCUCGAGGGGGUCGCGGUGACUGAGAGCCCCCACCCCCCUCGUCUCUCUCUCUCCCUCUCUCUCUCUCUCUCUCUCUCUCCCCCCGGCUCCUCCUGCGCCCGCCCCGGCACCGAUUGUUGACAAAAGACGCUACUGGACGGAGUGAAGGAACCCAGACCCCGGUACCGGUGAGCAGAUCUGCCCGUUAACUUGACUUCUUUACCAUAACAGCUCGAGGAGGAGAAGAUCGGGACGAAGGGGUGAGGGGGGGGACGAGGACUCUUCCGCUCCUAGAAAACCGUGUGGCCGAGGUGAUUCGGUUGUCGGUGGUGGUCGGACCGCAUCGGGCCGGCGUGAAGUGGACGCCCCCACCUCCUCCCCUGUCCCUUCUCCUCUCUCCUUCCUGAAAACCACCAGCGACUGGUAUUUACCGACAAAACCAGCGGCCAAGAUGGGUCACUCACUGUGAGUGGAAGCGCCAGACCAGCGUUGCAGGAGGAGGCGGCGGCCUUGGGCAGGUCUAUUCAGCCGGGAAUGGUGUGAAGUGAGACGGUCAGGCAGUCUGGAUCUGACCGGGGACCCGUCAUUCCCCCGGAGCCUCCGCGGCUCCAAGCCGCGUCCUGAGCCCUCCAAGAUGGGGAAGUGCGACGGCAGAUGCACGCUGCUGGUGAUAUGUUCACUGCAGUUGGUGGCAGCCCUCCAGAGGCAGGUGUUUGAUUUUCUGGGUUACCAGUGGGCUCCCAUCCUAGCCAACUUCCUGCACAUUAUGGCCGUCAUCCUUGGCAUGUUCGGCACUGUGCAGUUUCGCUUCAGAUACCUCAUCUUUUAUGCAGUAUGGCUGGUCCUUUGGGUGGGCUGGAACUCCUUCAUCAUCUGUUUCUACCUGGAGGUUGGGAACCUGUCUCAGGACAGGGACUUUCUCAUGACGUUCAACACAUCCCUCCAUCGUUCGUGGUGGAUGGAGCAUGGUCCUGGUUGCCUGGUAACGCCUGUGCCAGACUCUCAUAUGGCCCCUGAUGACCACCAUGUGAUCACUGUCUCCGGGUGUCUCCUUGAUUACCAGUACAUCGAGGUGUUGAGUUCAGCCAUUCAGAUCCUGUUGGCGCUCUUUGGCUUCGUAUACGCCUGCUACGAGAGCAAAGUCUUCCAGGAUGACGAGGACAGCUUUGAUUUCAUUGGUGGUUUUGACUCUUACGGCUACCAGCCUCCUCAGAAGUCCUCUCAUCUGCAACUGCAGCCUCUUUACACGGCUGGUUAAUUGUUGGUAGCGCCCCCUUCAGGCCAAACCCUGACGGCGUCACUGUGGAUGGAAAUCGGCGGUCGCCCUGAUUACACUCACUCUGUGUGUCACAGUUUACCCGAGGAAUGGACUUAACCCCACCCAGAGGGAGAGACGUCUGUGUGUGUGUGUGUGUGUGUGUGUGUGUGUGUGUGUGCGUGUGUGUGUGUGUUUGUGCAUGUGUGCUUGUGUCUGAGAACGAGAAAUACAGCCCUGAUUAGAAUGUACAGAGCUCAGGGAAGAACCAGCAUGCCAGGUGGUGUGAGAAGAUGAAGGAGAAGCAGGAGGCAGGGGAGGGGAGAUACAGAGAACAAGAGCUGGGGACACCUCUGUCAAAUCACCGAGGACACACUUCACUAAACUGCCAGCUCUCAACACUCCCACAAGUGUGUGUGUGUGUGUGUGUGUGUGUGUGUGUGUGUGUGUGUGUGUGUGUGUGUGUGUGUGUGUGUGUGUGUGUGUGUGUGUGUGUGUGUGUGUGUGUGUGUGUGUGUGACUAUGUAACUCCACAGGACUAGAUGGUGCUUUGUGGUUGCACCCUGGACUCUUACCACUCAGUGCCGUCAUGAGUUUUGUUUUUUGGGGUGCUAGUGUGUGUGUGUGUGUGCGUGAGUGUGUGGGGGUGGGGGUGGGGAUGUGGGUGGGGUGUCAUAAUAAAAAGAGGCACGGCUCGUACCUGUUGUCGUUUUAGAAUGUGGUGAUGUCAAACUAGAGCAGUCUUAUGAUUCCCGUUCCCAAAGCCAUCUUUCCCUCUCCCCGUGCCGUUAAAAUCACCGUUGAAGCUUUUUAUGUUACAGCCAGGGCCUGGUGAGGUAAUAAAGCAGAGCUGGUGGAGUGGAAAGGGUGAACUGCUUAAAGGAUCAGAAUGGCAAUAUUUUAUAUAUUUUAUUAUUGGAAAAAAAAAUCCCACGAAAUGACCAAAACCAACAAUUUUUUUUCUGUCUCUCAAUAUGUUCCACCUUUCACAGAUUGUUUGAGUCUCUCAGCCUCAAACCCAUUUACUCCUGGAGACAUAAAUCUUAAAGAAAAGGAGUCACAGAAAUAUUCUUUCAUUUAAAAAAAAAAACAAAAAACGAAAUAAUUUCAUAAAACAGUUUUGAGCAAUACAACUCAAACAACAGUAAAUAGUGCAUUUGUUGGGGACUAUUUUCAGCUGUGGAUGUGUGUCUGGGAUACUACAAAAACAAGUCAAAUGUCCAGUGUUAGAAUAUUUAGUUUUUCAGGAAAACACAUUCAGCCUACUGUACAUGUGAUACAGUUCAUUAGAGAUGCAGAUGGCUUUGGGAUCAGGCAUUAGUGUGUCUAUGGGGGGGAGGGGGGCAGCGGGGAUACUGUGCAUGUAAAUAACCAGCCAAUGAUUGUUUUGUUGGUUACAUUUAGAAAAGGGGGGUUGCAUUAGGGGGUGGGUGGGACUGGGGGAGAGGGGUACACAUCAAAGUUUUUCUUCAUACCUCUUUCUCUUGUUCUCUCUUUUUGGAUAUCCUCAUGCUGCCAUCUUUUAACCCAUCUCCAGCUAAUUCUGCCCAUCAUCUUGCUCACUAACUACAUACACCCCUGCAGCUCACUCGCUGAUCUCCACUGGAGCGUGGCAAUAAAGGAGAGGAAAAUAUGGUGACAUGCUCUGAGUAGUUUUUGUAGCUCGGAUGGGAGACAGGAAGAGGGAAGGAGGGGGACAGGUAUGAGGCGAAGACCUUAUCGAGUGUUUGAAAUAAUAAAAAUACACUUUCUACAUUAAA
Seriola aureovittata is the source of this 3386-nucleotide messenger RNA. RefSeq names its product sodium/potassium transporting ATPase interacting 1 (gene nkain1). NCBI's taxonomy places the organism in Eukaryota, Metazoa, Chordata, Actinopteri, Carangiformes, Carangidae. Bases 1006 to 1629 code for a protein of 207 amino acids. Gene Ontology annotation, biological process: regulation of sodium ion transport. The record is from RefSeq and is a predicted model, not a curated record. The transcript has 8 exons.